CGCUUGUACCGGCCGCAGAUACCAAGCAAACAUGUCGAAUCGAACGUUGACGUCGGCCCUCAGGUCGCUGGGCCGCCGCCGCGGGACUGUAUCAGCACUGGUGCCCUGCCAAUCGAGGCAAUUCAGCGCCUCGCGUGCCCACGGUGUCAGGGCCGUAUUCGGCGAGACUGACAACAGCGACCUCAAUGAAGUCCUUCGUACGAUACAAGAGAAGAUCAUUCUCCCCGCAUACCUCCCCAAUAAGCAGCGCAAGCUGGUCUUCGACCCUAAGAUGCGCUCCUACCUGCAGCAGAACCCGGUCGUCAUCGAGGUCGAGGGUCUAGAGCACAAGUUCUCCUCCAUCGACCGCUUCAAGGGCAUCGAGAACUCCAAAGUGAUCCUGGCCAAGGCUCUCGAAAAUAUGCACACGGGCGAAGACUGGGCGAACCUCGGCACUCUGCUGGCCGGGUACAAGAAGGCCGGCAUCAAGCUCAAACCCGACCAUUGGGGCAAGGUAGUGCGCGUCGCCGGCUCACGCGGUCACAUUUACGUCAUCAUCGAGUGCGCCAAGCAGUCUGACAAGACCGGCCUGCUGCUGACGAACCGUGAGACCGUCGUGAGCGUGCUCGCCUUCGUCAACGGUAAGAUCGCCACGAACCCCGGGGGUGUGGCCGAGGCUCGGCAGGCGCUGCGGUGGGCGGAAUUGGUGCUGGAUCUGCUUCAGCGGCCGGAGCACAUGCUUCAGACAGUGCGGCCACGCGACAGGCUGCACUUUUCGCGCGUCGUUCGGGGCCUGGUUCUGUUCGCACGAUCCUCGGCCGUCAAGGCCGAGCAGGAUGCAGGAGAGGCCGUGGAGCAGGACAUGGCUCUGUUACGGGAAGAGGUGACCUUGCUCGAAUCUUUAUGGGAAGGCAAUGCGCCUCAGGUCUUGGCGACUCUGGAGGAUUUCGCCAAGCUCAAUCCGACGCCUGAGAGGAGCAGCGGCACGCGGGUGCCGCAGGCACUCAGUGGUAGUUCAUACGUACAGGUGCUGGCGCAGAACAUCAAGGGCAUCCAGACAACGCGGGAUCUACUCGGCGACGAGGCCAAGAGCCUGGCACCCGUCCAGGACGCUCUCGAGGAGCACCUUGGAGAGUUUGUGCAGACAGCGCCAGGAAGGGUCAAGGGGUGGGAGGACGAGUACGAAAAGGUGGUGGGCAAGCGGCCGAGCUGGUCAAGCGCCUGAGGGACGCGAGGGACUGUGUAAAUUCUAACCCAUUUUUGUACAACAUACAAAGGCAUCAAAGCGACGAC
Molecule: messenger RNA, 1272 nt
Organism: Purpureocillium takamizusanense
Lineage: Eukaryota; Fungi; Ascomycota; Sordariomycetes; Hypocreales; Ophiocordycipitaceae
Exons: 2
Coding region: 32-1204 (390 amino acids)
Source: RefSeq, a predicted model, not a curated record